This is a messenger RNA of Malaclemys terrapin pileata, 631 nucleotides long. RefSeq names its product intraflagellar transport 25 (gene IFT25). Gene Ontology annotation, biological process: intraciliary transport. Lineage: Eukaryota; Metazoa; Chordata; Testudines; Emydidae. The coding region runs from base 100 to 525 and encodes 141 amino acids. The record is from RefSeq and is a predicted model, not a curated record. The transcript is spliced from 6 exons. Gene Ontology annotation, cellular component: centrosome; cilium; intraciliary transport particle B.
GCGCGCGCGCGCGUGCGUGCGCGGGCGGAGAAAGCGGCGGGGAGCCCCAGGCGGGAGCGCGCGGCGUCUCCACCCCAGACAAGAGACCAACAAGAAAGGAUGAAAUCAACAGAUCUGUGCCUUAGCUCUCCAGGGGCUGAAGUUGUUCUAGCCACAUCAAGUGAUGAAAAAUACCCCCCUGAAAACAUCAUUGAUGGAAGUUCAGAAACGUUUUGGACAACAACAGGAAUGUUCCCCCAGGAAUUCAUUAUUAGUUUUCAUAAAUGUGUAAAAAUCAGCAAACUCACAAUCCAGUGUUACUUAGUGCGGAGUUUGAGGAUUGAGAAAAGCUUAUCUAAAGAUCCAGUAGCUUUUGAAGUGUGUAUCGAAAAAGAUUUACAAUACACAGAAGGGGCGCUUCAAACGGAAGAAUUUUCUCUUCCUGAAUUCCAAGCUACCUACUUGCGAUUCAUCAUCAAAUCUGCCUUUGAUCAUUUUGUUUCAGUGCACACAGUGACGGCAGAAGGAGUAGCAGAAAAUAUUUAAGACCAAAUUUAAAGAAUUGCCUCAAAAAUUAUUUGUAAUGAUAUUUGUAGCAUAAAGGAUAUAUUUAUUAUUCAAACAUUAUAUUAAAAUGGAUUUUUAAAAUAUG